GUGGCAGGAAAAGUGCCUGGCAAGUUGCAGGGAUGGAGCUACACAGCUUGCAGGAGGCGUUAAAAGUGGAAAUCCAAUGUCACCAGAACGGGGAUCUUAAGAAACAAAUCCAUGAAAGGCAAUCAAGAAUAGCAGCUCUUAAUGAGAAACAAACUUUGGGAACUAUCACUGCAGUGCCCAUUAAGGUUCCUCAGGUCAGCUCCUUGCAGAGGUUGGCAGGACAAGGACCAGCAGUGCUACCUCAGGUUAGGCCAAAGACCCUGAUUCCAGACAGCCUCCCAAUCUCCCCGUGCAGAGACCAACCUUCCAAGCAGCCUCCCACCUUCCAGAAGGCAACCAUAGUGAGCAUCAAAAACCCCAGCCCCGCCCUCCCAACCGCCAACAACACCGUCAGCCAUGUACAGACGCACAACAGCAGCAGCCAGUCACAGAGUAUCAGCGAGCCUGCAGCUCUCUCGUCCCCUCUGAGCGGUGCCGGCGUGGCCUACGCCAUCAUUUCCACCUCCCCCAGCAAUGCAGCUCCGAUCAGCACCAGCGCCACGGUCUCGGUGGUCAACGACAGCAUCAAAGUGCAGCCGCUCCUCUUCAGUGCCGACAGCAAGGUUAUCAUUAUUCAACCUCAAGUCCAAACCCAGACAGAAAGUAAAGUGGAGACAAAGAAACCUCCUGAAGAGUCAGCUCAGGGACUGCCUGCUACCAAAAAGAAAAAGGAGGAAAAUCCAGAGAAAAUUGCCUUCAUGGUAGCACUAGGACUGGUUACAACAGAACAUUUGGAAGAAAUCCAGAGCAAGCGUCAGGAAAGAAAAAGAAGAAGCACAGCAAAUCCAGCCUACAGUGGACUCUUGGAAACAGAGCGGAAACGCCUUGCAUCGAACUAUUUGAAUAACCCCUUGUUCCUUUCAACGAGAGCGAAUGAGGAUCCAUUCUGGAAGAGCGAGAUCCAUCACGAUGAACACUGCACUGCUUGCAAGCGUGGAGUCAACUUGCAGCCCUGUGGCACAUGUCCCAGAGCAUAUCACCUCAACUGCUUGGACCCACCCCUCAAAACUGUCCCCAAAGGGCUCUGGGUCUGCCCAAAGUGCCAACAGAAGGUGUUAAAGAAAGAUGACAAUGUGCCAUGGACUGGAACUCUGGCUAUUGUUCACUCCUAUGUUACUCAUAAAACAGUCAAAGAAGAAGAGAAGAGAAAGUUAUUAAAGAGAAGCAGUGAGCUGAAGAGUGAGCAUAGACAGUUAGAAGAAAAAGAUCGACUUCUCAACAGUGCAGUGAAGAAAUGCUUAGAGCUAAAAACCAGCCUGAUGGCCCAGCAGAAAGGGACUCAGUCAUCACUGGAACGUCUCAAAACCCUCAUUAGACUGAUACAAAAUGAGCAGAUGAUUCAGGUUACCAUGACGACCACCACCACCACCUCCCUGCUGUCCAUCCCCUGGAUCAAACCCUCCGCCGCCUCUGCUGCCAUGCACAAAGCCUUGCAGCCAUCACAGGGCAACAACUGACAGGAGUCGGCCGCGGGAGGUCUGAGGAAGGGGCGACGAGAAACUUUAUGCACGUGAGCAGAGGAGAGAUGAAGCUGGAACAAAGGACAGAAGGAGCAAUCUCGGUUUUGAUACACCUAGAGACUUGCAGAGCAGUCAGCCCGGUUUUUGUAGGUCGCUGUGGCAGCAGGUUCCCACAGAGCGGGUCAUGCCACGGUUUUGUAUUUGCCAAGACCUUCAGUGCUUAUGACGUUUUGUUUUGUUAUGUUGGCCUUAAUGUAUUUAUGACUGAGGACGAACAGGAAGAGCAUGGCUGAUAGGAAGCAGGAUAGCCUUUUUUUGGUGGCGGACAGGCUUUCUGUUCUAAGGGGAGAGGAGGUAGUGAGGUAUUAGAGAAGUAGUUGGGCUGAAAGCUAUGUGUGUGGGGGGGAAUCGGUGAGGUAACCGGAAACUGAGCUACUUAGCACUUGACAUGGAUUGUUUUCAGAGGAACAAGUUUGGCCCCAUUGAUUCAGGUGACCUGGUGACGGGGUCGUUGUGACCAGAACAGCAUCACGGACACUCACAGAGCCUUGGAAACAAAAGAUCUUUUUUUUUUUUUUUUCAGUAUUAUUAGACUUGAGAAUUGCAGAUAUUUAAAUAAAGAAACUGUAUGAAGUUAGCAUUUCUAGUAAAAUAUUGAAGUAUUUUCAUGCUGAUGCUUCUGUAUAUGCGUUCCGAAAUAUUUAAAAAAUACGACUGUAAAACUCCUUUUGCAGGUCCUUUUUACUUAUUUUGCUAUCAGUGUAUUUUUCUCAUGGAGUUUUUGUGCAAGGUUUAGCAUCAACCAUAAGAGUGGAUAUCUUUGACAGUUUGGGUUUAAUUUUUUAAAGAGAUUAUUUUGUGGUUUUCUGUCUUUUUGUUCAUUUUGGAUUCUUUUUUAAAGAAAAAAAAGCAAAUAAAUAUUCUGGGGUUUGUUUCUUGUCAGUACAGAUAAUAUGCCAAAAAGAUAACUUUACAUUUUUGUACUGCAUUUUUAUUGUUAAAGAUAUGUAACAUGAUUUUUUUUUGGUUUUCAGUUUGGUUUGGUUGGGGUAUUUUUUUGUUUGGUUGGGGGUUUUUUUUGGUUGGUUGGUUGGUUUUUGUUUUUGUUUUUUUUUUAGAAAUAUCUGCUGGAAUGGUACAGGAAAAAAAAAAAAAACUGCCUCAAGGGGUUGUUUCUCAAACUGGAGACUCGAACUCAAGACUUCUGGGGGAGGGACAGGGCAUGGAAAAUUAAAAGGGUUUGGGAGGAUUUCGAUUUUGGAAACCUGAUUCCUUUUUAACAUUUUGUUGGAUUUUAACGUUUGUGGGAAGUGUUUAGCAUUAGCCUGAGAAAUUCCCAGCGCACCUGCUUGUUUUACUAGCUGGUCUUCCUGAUCCUGCAAGGUCCUGCCUGGCCCCAGGGCCCCGUCUCCUGCGGCUGCCUGGGAAGGUGGUGAUGGACACCCCGGGUUUCUCAGCUCACACUCCCCAGUGCCAUUGUCCUUAUGAGUUCUCCAUCAAUUAGCACAACAAGUACUUAUGGAAAGCCACCAGAGCAGGACACAAGGUUAGUCUCUCACAUCAGCAUAUCACACGGUGCCGAAUAGCCUUUUUUGUUGUUGUUUUUUUUUUUUUAUUUAAAAAAAUAAACACGUGAGGGGCUGGGUUUUUUUCUGUUGCCCAUCACCAGGCAGCACAUGGUCCCUUCAACCAUUUUCACAACUCCGGGAGAAACUGUGCAGUACUAUACAAAUCUAUUUUAAUACACAACACUCGAUUGAACAAGAUUUUUAUAUUCUUUUAUUGAUGAACAAAGUGAACUAAGUAAAACACAGUUGUUAUACAUAGGUUAAUGUAUGCAAUUAUGCAUUCUGAGUGGCUUGCAAUGUAGAUGUUUUCAGGUUUCAUGAUUUUUUUUUCCUUCUCAGACAAAUUAAAAAAAAAGAAAAAAGGAAAAGUGUGGAAGGUUGAAAUUGUGAAGAAUUUCUGAAGAACUGUCUUCAACUGUUAAAAGUAGUUAUUUUGAAAAGGGGACUGUCCAGUGGAUAGUGUGCAUAGGAAAAAAAAAAAAAAAAAGUGUUUGUCUUAAAUAUGCCAAUGUAGUUUUACUUCUUUAUGAUGCAUUAAACUUGACUGACAAUUUCCUGGCA
Messenger RNA from Hirundo rustica (Barn swallow), 3628 nucleotides. It is a transcript of the gene PHF21B, whose product is annotated as PHD finger protein 21B. The transcript has 13 exons. The record is from RefSeq and is a predicted model, not a curated record. Bases 33 to 1496 code for a protein of 487 amino acids. Lineage: Eukaryota; Metazoa; Chordata; Aves; Passeriformes; Hirundinidae.